This is a messenger RNA of Penicillium argentinense, 1191 nucleotides long. RefSeq lists its product as uncharacterized. The record is from RefSeq and is a predicted model, not a curated record. Gene Ontology annotation, molecular function: branched-chain-amino-acid:2-oxoglutarate transaminase activity. NCBI's taxonomy places the organism in Eukaryota, Fungi, Ascomycota, Eurotiomycetes, Eurotiales, Aspergillaceae. Bases 1 to 1191 code for a protein of 396 amino acids. The transcript has a single exon. Gene Ontology annotation, biological process: L-leucine biosynthetic process; L-valine biosynthetic process. Gene Ontology annotation, cellular component: mitochondrion.
AUGGCCGACCAACAGCCCCUCGACGCGUCCAAAUUGACUUGCACAUACACCAGCAACCCUCAAGAGGUUCCAAGCAAAGCUGCUCUCCGCAAUGGCAGUGAAACUAUAUGCACGGACCACAUGAUUACUGCCUCUUGGAAGGCUGGCGCUGGUUGGUCUGCGCCUGAAUUGAAGCCUUUCGGCCCCUUGGGCCUCCUGCCAAGCGCAUCAUGCCUACAUUACGCCUACGAAUGCUUUGAGGGCCUGAAAGCUUACCGGGGAGAAGAUGGAAAGCUCCGGAUGUUUCGUACUGAUCGCAAUACUCGUCGGUUUCUGAUGUCUGCUGGGCGUAUCUCUCUGCCUCAAUUCGACCCAGAUGAGCUGGAAAAGCUCAUUCACAAACUCGUGUCGGUCGAGGGCUCAAAAUGGCUCCCUCAAGACCGCGCCGGCGAUUUUUUGUACGUGCGACCGACAAUGAUCGGCACAGACUCACAGCUUGGUGUGACAACACCAAGAGAAGCUUUGCUGUAUAUCAUCAUUGGUUACACGCCUCGUGUUGAUACCCCAGUGGGCGGGAAACGCUUGCUGACUUCGCCGGAUGAUAUGGUCCGGUCAUGGGUUGGAGGAUUCGGCUACGCCAAAGUUGGAGCCAACUACGGCCCGUCAGUCUUGGCCAAUCAAGAAGCUAUACGUCAGGGAUAUCACCAAAUCCUUUGGUUGUAUGGCACAGAGGGAUUUUGCACUGAGGCCGGGGGUAGCAACUUCUUUGUUCUAUGGAAGCGCAAGGACGGGAAGAAAGAGCUUAUGACUGCUCCGUUAGAUGACCAGCUGAUCUUGGAUGGAGUUACUCGCCGAAGUUGUAUUGAAUUGGCAAGAGAGCGCUUGAAGGACGAGAUUGAGGUCACCGAGCGGAAGUUCACAAUUGAGGACCUGCAAGAAGCGGCUGCUGAGAAUCGACUGAUUGAAUCUUUUGCUGCUGGUACAGCUGUAAGUUUUGACACCUCCAGCGGGAUGAUACUUGAUGCUGACGAUUCGAAGUGGUUUAUUACUCCUAUUUCACAGAUCCACCACCGUGGAAAGGACAUCAAUAUCCCAACUGGUCCUGAUGGUCGCCCCGCAGAAAUCACCGGAAAGAUCAAGGGGUGGCUGGGAGACAUGAUGUACGGACGUGCUCAGCAUGAGUGGGUAACUGAGAUCCCUGAAAAGUCAUAA